This is a messenger RNA of Neltuma alba, 882 nucleotides long. RefSeq lists its product as uncharacterized. The record is from RefSeq and is a predicted model, not a curated record. The coding region runs from base 1 to 882 and encodes 293 amino acids. The transcript is spliced from 4 exons. Gene Ontology annotation, molecular function: protein binding. Lineage: Eukaryota; Viridiplantae; Streptophyta; Magnoliopsida; Fabales; Fabaceae.
AUGACGACGAUGGUGUCUUCGGAGCUGGAAAGCAUUAAGAAAGAGCUAUCCACAUAUGCCAUGAAAGGCAGGAGGGAAAAAGUGAUGAAGAUGUACCAGGACGAACCAAGGGCGCACAGAGCCAAAAUAACAAGGUCAGGCGACACUGCGCUGCACUUAGCUGCGUCGGAAGCGAAGGACAAGGUGGGGGAAGAAAUGGUGAGGUCAGUUAGGUCCCAUUGGGAUAAAGAUCAACUUAAAAAGGUCCUGCAAACUGAUAACAUUAGGGGCAACACUGCUCUGCAUUUAGCGGCUGCAAUGGGAGACGUCAGAAAAUGUGAGAUAAUUGCAAAGGUCAAGUCGUCGUUGGUGGAUUGUCGUAACGGUGCCAGCGAGACACUCCUCUUCCUGGCCGCUCACUUUGGCGGAACCAAAGCUUCUCUUUGCCUUCACUAUAUCCGAAACCCUACCGACGGCGGCACUCCGCUCUACUAUGCCAACUGCAGAAGGAACGACGGCGACACUAUUCUUCACAGCGCGAUCAAUGGAGACUAUUUUGAUUUAGCAUUCCAGAUAAUACACUUGUAUGAAGAUCUAGUGACCUCGGUGAACGAGGAUGGGUUGUCCCCGCUCCAUCUCCUGGCAGCGAAACCUUCUGCCUUCAGAAGUGGCAGCCGCCAUGGACGGGUUGAAAGUAUCAUCUAUCACUGUAUAGACGUUGAUCAGCUAAAGAAAGCAGAACCGCUGAACGUCUAUACUGAUGAAGUCAAAGAAGACCAACCAGCCCAUUUUCCACCCAAUUAUUGUGUACUUUGGGACGCUUUCAACACCGUCAUCACAUUCAAAUCCACAGUGACAGGACCUUCCGCAUUGUGCAAUUCGCCGUCUUCUACCACCGAGUAA